AUGUUGUCGAUAACAGAGGAGUACGAGAUAAUCGAUUGUACGCAACCCCAAAAGGUCGAACCCUCUCAACACCUCUCACUGCCCAAUAGAGUACAUAGAGCAGGAUCGAUCCUCGACGACCCCACAUUCCUUCGUUUCUCCCAAUACUCACAACCGUUAAAGUCACCUGCGUUUCAAUCAGUUCCAGUUCCGAAAGUCAUCCCUCCAUUUCCUUUUGGUGCAGCUCAUGCCGCCAUAGUCGAAGGGAUAGAUGAAGGGAUUUGGAGGGCCGUCAAUAAAGCCAGGAAGGAAGAGCGAAGGGAAGAAAAGAGGAUGACCAAGAGGCAAAAGAGGGAAGAAGGUCAAAGAGAGGUGUUGAGGAGGAUUAGUACUGGCUUGGAGGUGGUGUGUGUAGAUGACGAGGAAGGAGAAGGAGACGAGAACGGAGAGAUUCAAAUGCUGGAAGAGGCAUCAUAUCAGACUGGAACGACAGACGACGAGCAGAUAGCUUCACCCAUGACACCCUCCAUCAAAGGAUCAUUCCCUCCCCCUUCAGCAGGACCAUCAUCGACGACACCAAGGUCAUUUGAACCCCCUGCUCAGAAUACCUUCGACGAUCUACCUGCCACUCAGCCGGAAAUACUUGACCCUCUCGAAGAUAUCUCGAUUCCCAUCGACACAGAUCAACCUUCGUCUGAGGUACCACAGCCGCCCUCUGAACAAGAUAUCCAUGCCUCUUUUGAGGUGACGAACAACACCACUCCUGUCGAAUCUGGAUAUUCUACGUCAGAUGUUCUAUUGUCAGACCCAGCCGAAAUCGAGAUGACGAUUGCCGAAGAAGGGAGUCAAGUCUUGGAUGUACGAACGUCAUGUUCAUCAGAGAUAAUAGAUUCAACAUCAUCCGCUAUCCCUCCAGAGAUGGGUACCAUUCAAGAAACACAGACACGGGGAUCUCUUGACACGGCAGAAGUCAAGACUGUAAAUGAUAUCGUACGAGGUAGAAAUUCGUUAACACAAGGCGCAACUUCGACCGACGCAGGUCAUGUGGAACCGUCGGGCACUUCGCUAUCUUCCGAGCUUUCUGACAUGACCACCGCAUCCGAGGUAUCUCAGAGACUAGGACCAAUAUCCAAUCAUGAUGAACCCGAGAAGCGAGAUACCGGUUCGUCGUCUUCAUUCCACACUCCAUCUCCUACCCCAGCUUCUAAACGAGUCUCGACUGAACCCAAUGGCCGACUCACCGAUCCCGAUCGUUCCUCAGCUGGUUCCAUCCUCGAAACACCUACUAGACCAAGUGAUGAGGAAGAUAUCUGCCCUUCGUCUCGAUUUGAGGAAGAUUACUGGGAUAGCCCACUAGCUAAUCUAGGUAGAGGUGUGCCGAAACCCAGUAGGAAUCACAUCGAAGUGCCAUUCACCCCUGGCCCAUUUUCAUUCCCAUCUUCGAUGUCUCGGUUCUGCCAAAAGACAGUACCACAAUACGAUAUGAACGGAGAAUUGAACAAACCCGAUAUGAGAAAACCCGGAUACCUACCUACACCCUCACCAUCGCCUUCACCUACCAAGCUACCGAAAUCGAAUUUCAGAGGCCAUGUCAUUCCUGGUCAUUCAGCGCUUGGGAUAGGUAAAUUCUACUAA
Kwoniella mangroviensis CBS 8507 is the source of this 1614-nucleotide messenger RNA. RefSeq lists its product as uncharacterized. The transcript has 2 exons. Bases 1 to 1614 code for a protein of 537 amino acids. NCBI's taxonomy places the organism in Eukaryota, Fungi, Basidiomycota, Tremellomycetes, Tremellales, Cryptococcaceae. The record is from RefSeq and is a predicted model, not a curated record.